Messenger RNA from Corvus hawaiiensis (hawaiian crow), 717 nucleotides. RefSeq lists its product as uncharacterized. Lineage: Eukaryota; Metazoa; Chordata; Aves; Passeriformes; Corvidae. The transcript has 4 exons. The coding region runs from base 1 to 684 and encodes 227 amino acids. The record is from RefSeq and is a predicted model, not a curated record.
AUGGAACAUGACCUUCUCCAGAAUGUCAUGGAAAGAGUGUGGUUGCUCCUUCCUUCUCAGGGUUGUUCCACCCAGUUUCUGCAUGAAGGAAUGAAGCUUCCUCCUCCCCUUUUCCCUCCCAGCCUGUUCCAUUUGCCUUGCGCUGGAAGUUCAGUGCCUGUUGGGGAGCUUGGGGGCUUUACCAAACCACCCAAAUGCUCGAGAAGAAGGAGCUGGAGGAAGGCGAGUCCUGGCGUACGGAGACGGUAUCAGCAGAACCACGCAGAUGGAACAGUGGCGAGAAUAGAGGGGGGACAACUACCGUGGUGUGAAGCAAAGAGGGGAGGGCAGGAGAGUGAGCAGCUGGCACCACACCGCAAUCCCCCGUCCCUUCCCGAGGACUCCCGCGGAGCAUCCCCGCCACACGCCCUCGCUCUCAGGCUGGAUGAGGCAGUGGUGAAGGUGGAGGGGAAGGAGCAGGCAGCUGUGGGACAAGGAGCGUGCUGCAGUCUGCAAUGCUACAAAGCAAUAGAAACGUGUCUUUUUAUGGCAGCUGGCAAGGUUCUCAUCAGCAAACCCUGGACUUGCUGUUUUCCAUGGCUAAUGGACACGGUUUGCCACAGGGUGAGAAAAUUAACCUCCUCCACCAAGGCUGCCAGAACAACUCCUGCCUUCCUGCGUUCACACGAAGACCAUCCAGAAUGACACGACAGUUUGCCUGACGGACACUCCUGACGG